Molecule: messenger RNA, 6403 nt
Organism: Nylanderia fulva
Lineage: Eukaryota; Metazoa; Arthropoda; Insecta; Hymenoptera; Formicidae
Cellular component (GO): extracellular region
Molecular function (GO): chitin binding
Source: RefSeq, a predicted model, not a curated record
CUGAAUUCGAGAGAUCGGACAGAAGGUAUAGAUUUGUUUAUCUAGUCGAUAAACAAAUCGAGCAGAAUAGUAUCGGAACGAGCGAAGACUUCGAUGGACGAAGGAGAGAAAGAAAGAGGGGAUCUCUCGUGCUGACAGAAGGGAUAAGAAACUCAUGCACGUACUCUUACCAGCGGUGCGACGACUUUAGUCUGACGAUCGCUUCCACGGAGCGAGGUUGACUGAAUCCGAUAUUAAUCCCAGGAUAGUUCGUCGGUACGGGCACACGGUAUCUUGGAUCCUGGCGAGUGAUUUGGUGCAAAAAUCAAAAUCAAAAAUACAAAAUUCGACGGUGUGCUCCGAAAUUUCGCGUCGCGGUACAUAAACAUUCAUUUAAAUACUUCAUCAAACAAUUCGGGAAAAAUUAAGUUCGAAAAUUUGAAACUCCUAGCGAUGUUCGAAGAGAUCAAUUUCGCGUGCAAAGCGUUUCUAACAAACGUUGUAAGCGGGCAACGCAUUUUUUUUUUUUUAAUAUUUAGCUUUUAUUAAUUACUGUUUCCGGAAACAUUUCGCAAAGAAUCCAAGCAUUUUCCAACGUUGUCCUGCACAUGAUAAUUUACAUAAUCAUUUGAAAUCAUUCCCGCGAAAGGACCUCUCUCCGUUUCGGUGGCACGUGGCCGAGCUACUCCCACCUCGUUUGAUCUAGCAAAGUCGAGGAAGCCGUCGAACUUCGCGAACGUGUGCGUGGUGUGCAAUUGGCAGGAGAAAGUGUGCAGCUUGCUGUGUGUAUAUCCUUCGGGGUUUCGGUGGAUCGACGCGACGCGACACGUCGGAAUCGAUGACCGGGCGUCGUCGGCGUCCAGCCUGACGAUGAGAAGAGCCUCGCGUUUUCUCAGGACAGCAUGAUUUUCGGCGCGUGCGACCGUCCGCACUCGUGCGUUAACAUGCGCGAAGACACGCGUGUUCGCGGGGACCGCUAGAUCCUCCUGAAGAGGCUGAAGAGGAACGUCCGACAGCGAGCGACAGCGAGAGAGAUCCUUUGGCGAGGAUCGUCGAGCGCGAGACGAUCGAAGAGCGACUGCGAGGAUCAUUCCUGGUCGCCGUACUAUACAGGCUGAAGAAAUCAAUCAUAUCAUAGCCAUGAACCUCGCGCUGCAUGGAUUUUUGCUGCAGGUUUUCGUAUUGAUCCUCAAUCUACAUCAUGGCCCUUUAUUAUGCAGCGCGGGGGAACCUGGCUAUCUGGAUUUCGACAACCUGCCGGAGACGAACUUCUCGUGUCAAGGAAAAGUGAUUGGCGGAUACUACGCGGAUGUCGAGGCGGGCUGUCAAAUGUUUCACGUCUGCACCAUCGGCCAGAAAGACGAGAUCAUGGAUAUAAAAUUUCUCUGCCUGAAUGGGACCGUCUUCGACCAGGAAACCAGGGUCUGCGAGAGGGUCGACGAAGUCGACUGCAGCAAGAGCGAGCGAUUCUACAAUCUGAAUCUAGAACUCUACGGCAAUAACGCUGUGACACUCAGCCUGCACGAGAACGAUGAAGACGAGGACGACGAGGACGAUCUGACGGAUCACUCGGUGGAGGAUCAUCCAAGGACGACCUCGGCGCGACCCAGUACGACCUCGACGACCCCUAGUCCUACGACUACGUCCCGACCCAGCAAACCGUCGACUACCGUCGCCAGCGGCGCCUUCCAACAUCCAGCUGGUUAUCCUCAGCACUAUCAGCCCCAGCCGCCGUUCCCCCAGGUGCACACGAGCCAGUCCAAGGCGCUGUACGACGACAAGAACGGCGGCUAUCAUCAUCAGUACAUCUACCACAACGGCGACGAGCGGGUAAACAAUCAGGCCACGUCCUAUCAGCUGUUCAGCAGCCAGGGAGGCGUCAGCUCGACGACACCGGCCCCGCAGAUCCAUCCCCAGGUCAGGUACAGCUCGACGGUGGGUCCGUCGUCGAUCAUUCAGCACAACGAGCCGUCGACGGUGACGCCGUUGUAUCACGCCACGUCCCCAGCCACGAUACAGACCCUGCUUAAUAAUAAUGCCAACAGCCCCGCGGCCUUGAUUAACCCCAUCUUUCAUAAUCAUGGUAUCGCGAGCACCACCGAACAGUUUGCUGUACACAGCAACAAUCCGCGUGAGACCGCGGACUAUCGCGACGAAGAUGAUCACGAAGGUAUAAGGCCACUGGAGCCGAGACAGCCGACUCAUAAGGGAAAGGUGUCUAAGUUAACGAUAUCUCCGGUGCCGAGCCUCCAGGAGUCUUCUCGCACGGUGGUGCAUACGAAGACGAGUCAAACGUCGCAUCAACAGAGGCUAUCCGACAACUUCUUGCCGACCUCCGACGGGGAUACGACCGUCAGAUCGUUUUACCCAACGCCGAGGCCUUCGCCGAAGCCUCCGCAGUCGGUUACCCAACGCAUUCACCGGGUGACUUCGCCAGGCGUGACGGUGCCGCAGCUCAAGCCCCAUCAGAUCACCAUAAAUCUCCCGCCGCCUGACAUCCAGAGAAUCGUGCAGAACCCGUCGCCGCUGCUGCCGUCGCAGUCGCGGGUGAUCGUCACCGCGAAGGCGAGCGUGAGCGACGAGUCCGGAAGGCCGCUGAACACCACGCAGCUGGUGACCUUGCCGUUGCCGACGAUCCCGGCCAGCUACGACGAUUACAAGGAGGGCGACGAGUCGUUCGAUCCGUUUUAUCGGGACGUCCCGAAGAUCUCGAGGACUCGGCAGGUCGCGAGAAACGCGAUGGAGAAGAUCCGACUCUCGCAAAAACGAUCGCACGGCCAGCUCUAUCACUUCAUCUACGGCGCGGAUGAUCUUGAAGUGGCGACGCGAAAGAGCGAAAGAGAAAGCCGGCACCAGGAUGAAACGCACGUGGAAGAUCCCGCCGAGAUCAAGGUCGGAGAUUUCCAGGCUAUUAGGGAGAGCCUGAUAAGGUUUAGAGAUAUCCUAUUCAACGACGAAGCGGACGAGGAUGUCUUUCGCAAUGCUGCUGAUGAAAUUGAAAACGCUGCUGAACACGUCGCUAAAGACAGCGAAGAGGUUUCGAAGGACUUGAAGGCAGAUUCUUCGAGGCCAUUGACGCUAGAUAAAGAGGAGAAUACGAAAUCGAGUCACCAAGAUUCGUUUUCAAGUAUCGAAGCCAAUACUGAAAAGUUAUCAGACGAGAAAGAGCGUAUUAAAAACCCGUCGAAAUUGGAGUCUAAAUCAAAACUCGAAACUAAUCUUGAAUUCGCAGCUGCUCGUUCUGAAGGAAAUAAAUCUCGGACGGAUGAUAUGGACCUAAUAAUACUCGACAAUGACUUUAAGAGCAAAGCUCCGAAUUCUGACGUCGAGGCGUUCAAGACCGACGCUCCUUUCGAGAUUAUUAUCGAAGAAGAAAGUCAAUCAGCUUUGUACGGAUCGAAAGCUAACGAAGAAAUUCACGACGAACAACUGGAAGGAUACUCGACGAAGGACGAAUCGAGCUUCACAGAUUCUGACGAAGGAAAACGACUGGAAGCUCCGCAGGAAACAACCGAGCGGAAAAGCACCAAGGAUUCCAAAGAACGAAAAUCUGGUUCGAGAAGGAAGACUUCUCGAGCGAGACCCUCGAGAAGACGCACAUCUUCGAGAAGAAAGCAGGAAAGACCGAACAGUGUCGAAGAAACGGAGAAAAUAGAUGAAACCACUACUGUUGCUAGUAUCAUUACUACUACACCCAAUAUUGCUACAACUCCAGCUGUCGCGCUGCUUGAGGCGAAAAUCGCGGAACAAAUCGAUACCCACGUUUUCGAAGAACCGGAACCGCAAACUUCCAAAGAGGUAGACACGAGAGAAGUUGGUCAACGCGACUCAACGCAUUCGGAAAGUUCGCGAGACGACGGAGUCGAGAAAAGUGAGGAGGUCGAGCGAGCGUUCGAUUACGAAAUUAUGGAGGAGGACGCGAGAAAUUUCGAUGCCGAUAAGUCGGAAGAGGCGGAGCGGAAAACCGAAGCUACAAACUUUACCGAGAAUCCGGUGGAGACAGAAUUGACGGAAUCGACGGAAGUUACAGGCGCUCCCGAAGAGAACAAGUCCGACGAAGAAUUCCUCUCGAAAGAAUACGAAACUUCGGACGACGACGAAGUCGAAGAAUCUGACGCGAAAGAGAAAAAGUUGGAAACGAGCUCGGAAGAGACACUUAACAAGAUUUUCUCUCAGAAGGACGAUUCGAAACAAGAGGAAUCAAGCGAGAGGGCGAGCACCGAGGAGGAACUGACUGCGAAAUACAGCGAGGAGGCAAAUUACGAAGAGUCGAGCGAGUAUUCGGACACGACUGUGGAAUCGUCCGCAGAAAAUUCGCGCGACACCAGCGUCCAGGAAGAUUACAAGGAAAGCACCGAAGAAUAUACAACAUCUGUCGAUUACUCGAGUUCCGAGGAGUAUAAUGAUUCCCGGGAAGAUGUCACGUACUCGACCCAAAAUGUCGAACCCAGCACCGAAGGUAUCCUCAAAUUCACGGACGAAUUACCGAGAUCGUUCGAGAGGGACGAGGACGCGGAGACAAAGGAAUCGUUCGCAUCCAUCGAUACGUACGAUUACGUUGACGACAAUUACGAGCCGGAAAAUUACAAAGAACUGGAGACCGCGUCUGAAUCGAAUGACUCCAAUAAGGAAAAGAAGAACGACGCGGCGCCGAAAGAUCUCGAUCUCGAUAAGAAAGAUCUGGAGACGCAUCGGAUCAACGAUGAGACAAAAUCGGAGGUGGAACAAAGUACGGAAGAGAGUGCCACGGAAGUUCCGGAUCUCGAAGAGGUCACAGGUUUAGCCACCACUUUGCCGACCACCACAACAACUUUGUCAUCCACCACCACGAUGUCGUCGACUAGUACGACUACAACUACGACUACAACCACGACUACAACCACGACUACCCCUCGACCGACGACUUCAACCGCUCGUUCCACGUCCCCGAAGAUUUUCAAGCCCGUCGGGAACAGGAGGAUUUACGUUUAUAAUCCCCCGACGACGACUCCGAUCCCGGUCGUGAUUAAAUCGAGGCUGGGCCUGUUCAAUCCCAAACCGGCGAAGCCACCCAAAUCCUACAACGACUUGGCGCCGAAGCCAGUGAUCAGGAAACUGGCUUUGACACGUAAACCUAGUGAUGCCACUGCGAUUAUUACGGAGACGUUGAACACGAAAAAUCCGAUGGAAAUCACGACGGAGUCUGUGACGUCGGCAAUGACGAUGAUGCCAGUGAUGACGACGACGGAGUCUGGUAGAAGCUUGGAGAACGUUCUCGAGAGCAAACUGGAAGCGAAGGAGCCUAUAUCUGUCAAUUCUUCAUCCGUGAAAAACGAUCGGACGACCAAGGAGGAUCAACUUUCGAGCUCGAGCGAGCAAAGUUUUCCCGCCAACUUUUCAAGAAAAGCCGAUCCAGGAACCUCGAAAGAGGUUGAGACUUCCACCCUCCAUUUCUUGUCAAAAUCGACCACCCUUGCGUCUCCUGUCAACUACAAAGAGCCGAUAGAAAUGCAGACCACGUUGCCUCUUGAGUCAUUCAGCGAGCCGAGAACCGACAAUAAAUACCCUGAAGAAGGACCUGAAGUGGGGACCACGACGACUUCCGCCAAAGUCUACCAAGAGUACGCUACGGAAAUUCCUUCGGUUCUCGCCGAACAACCGACGUCAGCCUCGACGGUUCCGAGCUCGACGACCGUCCUGAAAGCUGAAGAUGCCGAUCCAGGCACGACGACGGAACUCGCGAUCCGCCGACCGAGCAACCGGAAGUUCGCGGGACCGCGGAAGCACCCGAGCUUCAACUGCCUGGAGAAGGAGAUGUAUCGCUUCUACGGCGACGCCAGGGACUGCCGAUUGUUCCACUAUUGCUCGCCCGGCUUCACCUCGCGGCAGGUGCUGGACUUCCGGUUUGUCUGCGAGGAGGGCACGGCCUUCGACGAGGAGACGCAGACCUGCCGUCACGAAGUGCGCAAUCGCAAGUGCCGAAAUCGGUACUGGUGAGGCCGGUUCCACCCGUUUCCGGUUGUUUCCUCGACCUCGUUGAUUUUGGUAAUUCGUGAAUCCUCCAUAGGACUCUCCGUAGUUUAUUUAUAACUCUUUUUUUUUUUUAACGCGCAGUACACGUAAGCGAAGUAUCCCGAAGAGGAGAGGGUGUUCUCUCCGCUUCUCCUAUAAGCCCAUUGCCAUAGCGCCUCGCGCUGGAUUCACACUUAUUAAAGUUAACGUCGACCCGGUCGGCUCGCGAUCGCCGAUCGGAUCAGGCGAGAAACAAGGAAGCCGAUGCGACGCGUCGUUCACCCGCGGUGCGGAUUUCGUGCACGCACCUGAAAUAAAAAUGCACGACAUUGUUAUAGUGUUAAGGGAUCCUAAACGCGAUCUUGUUUUUUUCGAUGAAACAUCAUUUUUGCGCACUCUUAGACAGCACAGAAUAUUUUUAAAAUAUUUAUAA